Messenger RNA from Dicentrarchus labrax (European seabass), 3071 nucleotides. Its product is annotated as double C2-like domain-containing protein alpha. The record is from RefSeq and is a predicted model, not a curated record. The coding region runs from base 298 to 1623 and encodes 441 amino acids. Lineage: Eukaryota; Metazoa; Chordata; Actinopteri; Moronidae. The transcript is spliced from 11 exons.
CUCUCUCUCCCUCUCUCUCUUCCUCUUGACUCCCUCCAUCCUCCUCCUCCUCCUCCUCUUCCUACUCCAGCAUGCCGCUCUGCUCUCUCUUCCUCUCUGCUCUUCGUUUUCAUCUCAACUUAAACUAUCCGUGCAUUUAAUUUUUAAUGAUAUGCAUAGAGCUCACUCAGUCCCCCCCCCCCCCUCUCUCUCUCUCCCUCUCUCUAGUUUCUCCUCCUCUCUUCGCCACCUGUUAGUUAGUCUCCCUCUCCUCUCCGCACUGGAAUCCCCUCUUUUUUUGCGCUAUCAGUGAGCCCUAUGACUGUGCGUAAAGGAAAAAGUUUAGCCAUCACCAUCCAGGAGCACAUGGCCAUCGACGUAUGUCCGGGCCCCAUCCGCCCCAUCCGUCAAAUCUCUGCCUACUUCCCUCGCCUGUCGCCCACUUCCUCCUUCUCUGAGCCACUCUCGCCCAAUCAGGUGGCAGCUCCCACGGCGCUCAGCCCUGGCAGCGCAGGUCAAGGUGGAGGGGCUGUCGGUGGGGGAGGAGGUGGAGGGGGGAGCAGCAGCCUGUUGUCACCACUGUUACCAGGGGCGGCGGGCGGAGGGGGCUCCCUGUCAGCCAUGAGUAGCAUGGACACCUCCAUUGAGAUCGACAGCUGUGACAGCGACGAUAACACCUCCUUGGGGACGUUAGAGUUUGAUCUACUGUAUGAGAGAGCCACCAGCUCCUUACGCUGCACAGUCCUGAGAGCAAAGGGUCUGAAGCCUAUGGAUUUCAACGGUUUGGCUGACCCUUACGUCAAGCUGCACCUGCUGCCAGGAGCCUGCAAGGCAAAUAAAUUGAAAACCAAGACUGUUCGCAACACGCUUAACCCUGUGUGGAACGAGACGCUCACCUACUGUGGAAUCACAGAGGAAGACAUGUACCGCAAAACACUCCGGGUGUCCGUGUGCGACGAAGACAAGCUGACACAUAAUGAGUUCAUCGGAGAGUCGCGGGUGGCCCUGCGUCGUGUGAAGCCUGACCAGACCAAACACUUUAACAUCUGUCUGGAGCAUCCACCUCCUCUGCCGUCUCCGACUGCGAUGAGCACGGCCCUGAGAGGUAUCUCCUGCUACCUGAGAGAGUGGGAGACUGAGCAGCAGAGAAGUCUAGAGGAGAGAGGCCGUUUGCUGCUCUGCCUGCAGUUCCUCCCCCCGGCCAGUGAUGGCGACGUGAAGGGCGAGGCCAAGGAGAGGGCUCGUGGCGGGCUGUGUGUGGGUGUCAAACGCUGCGCCCACCUGGCAGCCAUGGACGUCAACGGCUACUCAGACCCCUACGUUAAAACGUACCUCAAGCCAGACGUUCAUAAGAAAUCCAAGCACAAAACAGCGGUCAUUAAAAAGACUCUCAACCCGGAGUUUAAUGAGGAGUUCUUCUAUGAAAUCACCUUCUCAGAGUUAGCUACCAAGACGCUGGAGGUCACAGUGUGGGACUACGACCUGGGAAAGUCCAAUGACUUCAUAGGGGGUGUGUCCUUAGGGUGCCACUCGCAGGGAGACACUCUGCAGCACUGGAUAGACUGUCUGAAGAACAAGGGCAAGAAGGUGGAGCGCUGGCACACACUGACCAACGAGCUGCCUGGAUCUACACUGCAGGAAUGAACUGAUCCUCUUCCACUGUACUGACACUGGAGAGACUGACCUGAAGACUCGGGAUGAGAGACAACUCAUCGCAUGCUCUGAGGAUUUUCUGCAUGACUAUGAAGGAUUCAUAUCCUACUUACUUUGUGUCAUAAAUAAGACCAUAAUUCGUAACAACACACCCAAGAGCGUCACAUUCAGAGAUCAAUACUCUAAUCUUGGAUCUAAAUAGACCUGAUACAAAUCUGUGAAACCGUCCACACCACAAAGCUGACAGUAUGAGAAUUUUCAUAAUCAUAUUCAUAGGGAUCCGUGUCCCUUUUGUGGGUUUAAUGUCAAUCUAAAUGCUCCUCUGCGCUGCUCCAAACUGAUCAGAUAUCAAUCAACAAGAAAAAUUGAAAUCGUGCAAAAGAAAAUAUAAUGAGGGAGAAAGUUGAAUUAUUCUGCAGUUCAUCCCUCACGUCAGGUUUGCUUGCUCUCACUACACUCGGCCUGUUAUUUUCAUUAACUGCUGAUAUUAAAACUCCACCAUUAUGUGUCACAGCGCACAUACCUCUCCCUCGCAAUAAUGUUAUGCCUAAUGCUUCCGAAGAUUUCCAAGUGGUCUUAAUACUGUCAGACGUUUUGUAUCUAUUGAUCUGAUCACCUCUGGAUUGCCUGCAGACAGCACGACCUAAUAAGAUAAUUGGUUCUUCCAUGUUGAUGGUUUGUGUCAGUAAUCUUGCAUGUUUGGUGUUGAUGGAGCAAACUAAAAGACAAAUAUGUGCUAGGCUCUGCUGCAGGAUGAAAUAUUCAUCAGCGUGUUGUUCCCAAUUCUCCUGAGGUGUGUUGCUCUGAUUAACUGAGAAGAGAUUUUUUUUAUUUAAUUCAAGGGUAACAGUUUUUUUUUUUUAUGUUGUUCACAGUUGUUUAAUGUGUCAGCUCUUAUAUUACUGUGUCAGUUUCUUGUCAGUGACACGAUGAUGGACCUAAUUUUGCUUCAUGAUCCUAAUUUGUAUGGAAUUGAACAGAGACGUAAUUACCAGAAAAGUUUCAGUGCUGAUUAUUUUGUGGAGAGCUGUGCAUGGUCACAGUAAAUAAAAUCAUCAGCCUUUGUCGAAUAUUUAAAUAUGAAUGGUGUAUAGAGCACAGUGUUGUCUGAUAUCUUUAUGGUUGCUGCUUUACUAUGGAUUGCAUUAACCAAGCUGCAGGUUUUAUCUGUGCUCGGUCUCUCGUGGUAAAAGAGGCAUGCUGAAACUACCAGUGGUGUUCAUAUGUAAAUAUAUAUAUUGUGUUUCACUUGCUUUGGAUGUUUUGUCUUUUGGAAAGUGUGCAUGAUUGUUUAUUUCUUUUUCAUAAAACAUUCGUAUUGAAUUUACUGUGCGCAUCCCUCAAUUUUUAUUAUAUUUGCUCCGUUGUUGUAAAGUGGCCUCUUUGAGUCUGAUGUUUACAGCUCAGUGGCAAUCUAAUAAAGCCAAUACUGCCACCUA